Capsella rubella is the source of this 1724-nucleotide messenger RNA. RefSeq names its product cytochrome P450 81D11. The record is from RefSeq and is a predicted model, not a curated record. The coding region runs from base 66 to 1604 and encodes 512 amino acids. The transcript has 3 exons. Lineage: Eukaryota; Viridiplantae; Streptophyta; Magnoliopsida; Brassicales; Brassicaceae. Gene Ontology annotation, molecular function: monooxygenase activity; iron ion binding; oxidoreductase activity, acting on paired donors, with incorporation or reduction of molecular oxygen.
CACGUCAUCAUCUUCUUCCUCUGUUUUAUACAAUCCCCAGAUCUAAAAAACCUCACACCUCAACAAUGGAAGAAUCAUCAUCUUCAUCUCCUCAACAAACCCUAAUCUUCAUCAUCACCACCUCCCUCAUCCUAAUCCUAACCCUCUCUCUCAAACUCCUCACCAAACCAAAACCCAAACUCCUCCCUCCUUCUCCACCUUCCUCACUCCCAAUCAUCGGCCACCUCCGUCUCCUCAAACCACCGAUCCACCGCGUUUUCCUCUCCGUCUCUAAAUCACUCAACGAUUCUCCGAUCUUCUCCCUCCGUCUCGGUAACAAACUCGUCUUCGUCGUCUCUUCUCGCUCCAUCGUCGACGAAUGUUUCACUAAAAACGACGUCGUUUUAGCGAACCGUCCCAAAUCGAUUGCUUCGAAACACAUCUCUUAUAAUUACUCCUCUAUGGUCUCUGCUCCUUAUAGUGAACAUUGGAGAAACCUCCGCCGUAUCGGCGCCGUCGAGAUUUUUUCCAGUCACCGUCUUAAUAGCUUUUCCUCUAUCCGCCGCGACGAGAUCCGCCGUCUUAUCGCUCGUCUCUCUCGAUCUCAGAACUCUUCACUCGAAUUUGCUAAGGUUGAGAUGAAUUCAAUGUUAUCUAACUUAGCAUUCAACAACAUCCUAAGAAUGGUGGCUGGAAAAUGUUACUACGGAGACGGAGCAGAGGAUGAACCGGAGGCUAAACUUGUACGGCAGCUUAUCGCUGAGGCGAUGAGUUGUUUUGGUGCCGGACAUGUGGCUGAUCAUUUACCGGUCUUGAGAUGGGUCACGGGUUUCGAGAAACGGGUAAAGAAGAUUGCUCGUAGGCUUGAUGAGUUCUUCCAAAGAUUGGUCGAUGAGAAACGAGCUGUGAAAAUGAAGAAGAAGGAGAACACGAUGAUCGAUCACUUGCUUUCGUUGCAAGAAUCUCAACCUGAGUACUACACUGACCAUAUGAUCAAAGGAACCAUGCUCUCUCUUAUACUUGCGGGGACUGAUACAUCAGCAGUAACAUUGGAAUGGACAUUAUCGAACCUAUUGAACCAUCCCGAAGUACUAAAAAAGGCGAGAGAUGAAAUCGACAGUAAAAUUGGUUUAGAGAGGUUUGUAGAAGAAUCAGACAUCUCAAACCUUCCUUAUCUUCAGAACAUCAUCUUCGAAACAUUGCGGUUAUACCCUCCCGGGCCUUUGUCAGUCCCGCACGUCGCAUCGGACGAUUGUAAAAUAGGGGAAUACGAUAUGCCGCGUGGUACGAUGUUAUUAGUAAACGUAUGGGCUAUACACAGAGAUCCUAACUUAUGGGAUGAUCCCGCGAGUUUCAAGCCAGAGAGGUUCGAGAAAGAAGGAGAGAGUCAGAAACUAAUAACGUUUGGGUUAGGGAGAAGGGCGUGUCCUGGUUCCGGACUAGCUCAACGGCUCGUAAGCUUAACUCUUGGGUGUCUGAUUCAAUGUUUUGAGUGGGAGAGGGUUGGAGAAGAAGAGGUUGAUAUGAGUGAAUGUGGAGGACUCACGAUGCCUAGAGCUAAACCUUUGGUAGCCAUGUGCAGAUCACGGGACUUUGUUGGUAAAGUCAUACACGAGUCUUCAUAAAAUGUAAUAUUUCAUGACAAUAAAAACGAUAUACACAUGACAAAAUCGUUUAGGACAACACAAAUCAUGUGUAAUUAAUCUAAUCCCCUAUAUAUCAAAUUGAGAAGCAUUUUCAGAUUU